GUCCGCGGGGCGGGGCGGGGGCAGGCGGGGCCGGACCGGCACCGGGACCGGGGCUGGGACCGGGGCAGCUCCCGCCGAGGCAGAGGGUCCCGCCGCUCCGCGCUGCCCUCGCCGCCCUGGCCAUGCUGCCGGCGCGCCUCCGCCCGGGGCGGCUCCUGUCCGCCGCACCGCUCCGCCUGCCCGCGCCGCGGGGAGCCGCCGGCGGGGACCCCGCCCGGAGCCCGGGCAUCACCCGCGCUGAGCAGGCUCACAAGGUGGUUGCAAGUUACAAACCUUCGAAGUUUGACAAAAAAAUCCUCCUCUGGACUGGACGUUUCAAGACCGAAGAAGAGAUUCCUCUGAGAAUCCCGCCAGAGAUGCUAGACAGGGCAAGAAACAAAGCUCGAGUUAAAGCUUGUUACAUCAUGAUUGGACUCUCAAUUGUUGCCUGUUUUGCAGUGAUUGCCUCAGCUAAAAAGGCUGCCGCACGUCACGAGUCCUUAACAAGCUGGAACUUGGCAAAAAAGGCCAAGUGGCGCAAAGAGGCCGCACUAGCAGCGGAGUCGAAGACAAAGUAACUCCAUAUGAAAUGCCCAGUGUCCUUGGAGGAGAAAAAUUAGCGGUUCCGGAGAGCGAUUAGUGAAUUUCACCAGUAAAUGGUUAACUGUAGUAUUGCAGAGACUGGAGCCAACAAGGGUAGUUACACGACCACAGAAAGAAAUAGAAGGUCUUUUUUAUUAGAGAGAUACUCAAUGUACUUGUUGCAUAUACUUCAAAUUAGUUAGACUGUUUUGCACAUGAUUAAAACCAGUAACUAAUUUCAAAGGAGAUGAGGUGGUUUCCUAAGAAUGUCACGUAUGGGGCAGCCAAGUCUCCACAAUCUUAAAACCUUUCUUUCAGGCUUGAGCUUGAGCUCUGUUAUACAGAUAGAAGUUCCCUACAGGAAAACUAGAAGUUUUCAACAAAAGGUUAAAUACAGCAAAGACCAAGCAGUAGCGAAGUGACAGUACGAAAACUGCAAAACCAAGGAGACUUACACAAUUUGCUUUUGUAAUUCUAAUUAAAGAACAAGCUGCACUCAGCCAGAAUAUCACAUAUCUUAAACUCUGAGGUUUGGAGAAGUGCGGGGAGGGGAAAUGGCCUGAUAAUCCCACAAACUCUCAAGUCCUUACACCCUUCACGAGAAUUCCCACAGCAGUGGCCAGUCCUGCAGGCAGAGACAGGACUGCAGUUAUCGUACAAGUAUAUGCUUGGUCAGAUGUUUACAAAAUGUAUUUAAACCCCAAAAGUUCUCCAGUAACAGUGCAUAUUUUUACAGUGCACAAAUCAUGGAGUUUGAAUUCAUUUGCCUCGAUGCUGUAUUCAAAAUGGCAUUUGUGUUUUCUAGUUUAAGAAGCCACACUUAUUGAACCACUAAAUAAAUACAAUAAACAUCUGUAAAAUAGGUUUUAUUGUUUUCUGUAUGGUAUCUGGAGAUUUAACAUUCCAUAAUAUUGCAUACUACUCAUAUGUGUUCUGUUACAGUAACGGGCCUUUGGCCUGGAUUUAAAGAUGCACUAUUACUAUCUGAAGUUAGUACAGGUAUUUUAGUUUCCACACGUUAUAUGAAGAUAUUGUGCCAGAAGUAACUGAAAUUUCUCAAUCUAGAUUUCAGUGAACUCUUGAGGUCACAGUUAAACUUCACAUACCAAUUGGCAGACCUAUUACAAAAAUCCUCAGUUGUACUAUUUAAUAAAUUUUAAACAACUGAGAUCUAACCAUUUAGGAAAGACAAUAGUGCAUCUUUUCUAUUUUUUUCUUUUUAAAAGACAGACCCGACAAUAAAUAUUUUCCAGUUGCAACUUGUUCUACAGCUAACUUAUUUCUGUGCCAACAUUAUUACUAUUUUCUGAUUGCUGCUAGCAACAGUGUUUAAAGCAAAUACUAUAAAAUUAAAAAGCUGUAUGAACCAGUCCUCAGACAAAAGUGCAACGAUGAAAAAAUUAGAUAUGAUUCACUGUAUCAAGAGUAGGGAACUAAAAAAAAAAAAUCUUAUGCUUUGCAUAGUUGCAUAGAUUAGCUAGUUAGUAUUCACAUUUAAGCAGAACAAAUGGUACCCUUUUUAAUUAAAGCCAAAACCACAAAACCCAAACCCUUGUAUUUUUAAACAGAUUUAGUAACGGAUGGGGCACUUGAGAGUCCAUAUAGAAUACCAAACUUUAUUUUCUUCUCUCAGUUAUUAUUUUUUUGUCCACACUGGUUUCAUUAUGUUUAGACAACAUCAUCAUAUUCAUGCCCCUACCUGCAAAUGACUAUACCAGAGCUGACCUUAAGUCAUCAUCUCUAGUUUUAUAUUGUUCAUUUACGUGCUUUUAAGAAAGUGUGAUGUAAAGCCAGUGAUAAAAUAGGAGAGGCCAUCCUGUACAUUUAUCCUCUAAAGCAGAAUUUUCAUUAAAAUUUUUUAACAAUUUUAGGGUAAACCAAAUGUUGAGUUUAAAUAAUGAUUUUCAUUAGCCAAAGUCCAUCAAUUUUAGUUCCCUUUUAAACUGUUACAUUUAAAUGUAUCAGAGGCAUGAAAUAUAGUUAAUCUAAAUGCAUAAAGUGCAGUCACUAACUGUUCACACAUACAGAAUAAUAUAUCCACAAAACUGAAGACAUUCUUUCAAAACAAAUAUAAUACUGUAAAUGUCCCCUCUUCUCUUUAUUUUCAAGUCUUUUAAUCAAGAUUUUUAUAGUUCAGAUUUGGUUUGAAUUCGAGAGGCUUACAAAUGCAGUUUUUACAGGGUUCUCCAAAUAAAAAGCAGGCACAGCUGGUCAUGUUAUCAAAACAAGGUUGUUAGAAACAAUGGAAUACCCUGUUACCUGAAUAAUUUUCAUACACUAGAAGAACAUUGAAAUUCAGCAUUUACUAGUAAUGCUGGUAGAUUCCAUGAUUGUUACCCUGUACUUUGAACAGAUGGGGGGGCACAGGAGAAGGAAGGUUGGUGUAUAUGAAAACCUAAAACUAUGAGAGUAAAAAGGGCACAAAUACAAU
This is a messenger RNA of Grus americana (Whooping crane), 2992 nucleotides long. It is a transcript of the gene FAM162B, whose product is annotated as family with sequence similarity 162 member B. Lineage: Eukaryota; Metazoa; Chordata; Aves; Gruiformes; Gruidae. The record is from RefSeq and is a predicted model, not a curated record. Bases 123 to 557 code for a protein of 144 amino acids. The transcript is spliced from 4 exons.